GGAGCGAAGACGCAGGAUUGAAUGUCUGGUUGUUGAGCAGUGUCUUGGAUGACUCGACGGACGAAGUUCCAUCACCCUAUUAUUCGUGGUCAGAUCAUUCACUGCCAAUUACAGACGUGGCAUGUGGUAUCGGUGACUUUUGUUCUGCAAGAGUGUUGACCUCAUCUUUAGAUCAUACCUGCAAAUUGUGGGAUUUGUCCACCGGAUAUCUCUUAACUACCUUUGUUUUCCCUACUGCCAUAACUGCCGUCGCACUUGAUCCCGCGGAAAGGAUGUUUUUCGCGGGCGGUAGAGAUAACCUCAUUUAUCAAGUGAAUCUGUACCGAAAACUUGAUAACUCAAGUUUCGGGAUUGAGAUCACUUCCGUUGGAGGCGGCGGCAUAAUUGAAGAUGUCGCAUCCCAGCAUCGUGAAAAUGAUACUGAUGAUAGUAUUCCUUCUUGUAGCUCACCUAUAACGACACUUUCACUUUCUUACGACGUUACCCUCAUCUUGUCAGGCUCUCAAGACGGCAAUGUGAGGGUAUGGGAUGUUAAUAGCAGGCAAAUGAAUCCUAAAGUGAUCCGACCCAUAAUUUCAAAAAGGUCCAGUGACGAAUUUGAUUACGUUCCUAAGACCACCAGAUCUUUUCAAAAUCGGACCCAGCAGAGUCUGAUACCAGAAGAUUCUGACGCCGAGGAAUCCGUGGUUUUGGUGUUAAGCGAUAAUACAAAGAUCGGAGACGAAACCACGGCACUUCAAACAAAAGUAUCGGAACUACAAUCUGAGCUUAAUCGUAUUCGUGGACAUUAUCAGCGCGUCAAAGGUUUGCACGACGAGAUGUACCAGGAAUUGGUUUCGGAGUUUAUGACAAAGAGAAGGGAGGGAAACUGA
This is a messenger RNA of Acaulospora colombiana, 872 nucleotides long. The record is from the annotation of a GenBank genome assembly. Lineage: Eukaryota; Fungi; Glomeromycota; Glomeromycetes; Diversisporales; Acaulosporaceae.